Molecule: messenger RNA, 2024 nt
Organism: Vespula vulgaris
Lineage: Eukaryota; Metazoa; Arthropoda; Insecta; Hymenoptera; Vespidae
Gene: Kdsr
Product: 3-ketodihydrosphingosine reductase
Exons: 5
Coding region: 857-1879 (340 amino acids)
Biological process (GO): sphingolipid biosynthetic process
Cellular component (GO): endoplasmic reticulum membrane
Molecular function (GO): 3-dehydrosphinganine reductase activity
Source: RefSeq, a predicted model, not a curated record
CUCUUUUCAAUGUGUUGUUUGCGCGUCGGUCGCCAUUUUUUGUAGCAUAGUAAAAUACGCCUAUUAGACGUAGUACAUUUAAAUUCUUCUUAAUUUAAAAGUGAGCGCCAAAAGUGUCAUUUGAUAAGAUGAAUGAAAUAGAGAGAAAUGGAAUUAUAUAUAAGUAUAUUGAUAUAUACAAUCUAGAUAAUUAAUAUUAUUACAACAAUUAAUUUAAGUAAUUAGUGUUAUUAAUGUUAAUUGUAAAUAAUCUGGAAGGUUUCACUUGAAUCAACAUCGAUUCAAGAUUACAAUCUUUAAUUCAAUAAGAUGUGUAAUAAAAUUUACAAAAGGUAACUCAUACGUAUACAUAUUUCUAAUUGGCUAAACAAUUGUAUAUAGUUUACUUUUAAUCCAUAUAAGCGUGACGUAGAGUGUAACAAUAACUGCGAUAAAAAUAUUAUUGCAAAUUUAAAUCUUAGGAAGCGGUUAUUUAUAUCUUGCAAUCCUAUUUCCAAUAUCCCAUCGAAGCAGUAUCCUUCCAAUAACUUUAAAGAAGAUAUUACCGAAUCAAGGAUACUAUAUAAUCUAUAUAAAUUGCUAAAAUACGAAGAAAGACGAAUAGAUGCAAUUCAUAUAUUAAAUGGAAGCUUGGGAAAUGGAAUAAAAUUCAAGUAAAAAUUUCUUUACUAGAGAAUGUACACAGAGAAUGUUAUGCAAAGUCUAAUCACGAUACAAAACACGGACACACUAGCAAUAAACAUAGAUUUUUCAAAAAAGUGUAUUCGGUACACAAAGUGAAAUCAUACGCUGUUGUCACCGUUGCGAAGCUUGUUCUGGACGCAGCCAAAGUAUCACCUGUGUCGUUAAAAGUGUAAUGACAAUCAAUCAUUGUAAAAUGAUAUUAUCGAUUAAACUUAUAAUAGCCGCUAUUGUUUUGUUAAUUAUCGGCUUGAUAAUUAAAUUAAUAUUUUAUCGUGAUCGUCUAAAAAGCGUGGAGAAUAAACAUGUCGUGAUAACUGGUGGUUCCAGUGGGAUCGGAAAAUCCGUAGCAAUCGUUGCUGCUAAGAAUGGAGCGCACGUAACUAUCAUAGCCCGUAACGUAGAAAAACUAGAAAAGGCUAAAUACGAAAUAAUGCAAGCUUGUAAGAAUAAAGACAUCCAGCGAGUGGAAUAUUUAUCAUUUGAUAUAACUAAAAACUACGAAGAGUUACAAAAAGCAUUUAUGGAACUCGAGAAGACGAUGGGUCCUAUAUAUAUGUUAGUAAAUUGUGCUGGCUCUUCUGUCUGUGCUAAAAUCGAAGAUACAUCUACUUCCGAUAUACACAAAAUGGUCGAUUUGAAUUUUCUUGGUACUUAUUAUUGCAUCAAAGCCGUCGUGCAAAGCAUGAAAACUGCUAGAGAUGGAAUCAUCGUAUUAACGUCCUCUCAGGCUGGUUUUAUAGGUAUCUAUGGUUAUUCCGCUUAUUGUAGCGUCAAGUUUGCUCUGCGCGGUUUGGCAGAGAGUAUGGCCAUGGAACUUACUCCGCACAAUAUUUCGGUGACUCUUUGUUUACCUCCUGAUACCGAUACACCUGGUUUUGCCGAGGAAGAACUAUCAAAGCUGUUAGAAACGAAAUUGAUUUCUCAAUCGUCGAGCUUAGUAAAACCGAACGUAAUUGCGAAUCAAUUAUUUAAAGAUGCCUUGAAUGGCAAAUUCUUUUCUACCGUUGGUAUGGAAGGAUUUCUUCUGUGUACGGUAUCUUGUGGGAUGUCUCCUUUUACUUCGAUUUUGGAGUUAUUAGUGCAAAUAACAUUAAUGGGUCUCAGCAGACUCAUAAGCGCAUUUUAUCUCAUCUCAUUCCAAAGAAUUAUUUUAAAGUGUAUGAAAACUCGUGAUAAGAAUAAGAAGUCGGAGUGAACAGCGUUAUUGUAUAAUAAGAAGGAUCCGUGGUCCGAUUGCGUCAAAAAAAAAAUCAAUUCACUUCAGGAAACUGAAUGUAUUAUCAUUCCAUAUAAUAUUUAUAGUAACGUCGAAAUGGGAGCAAUAAAUGCACAUUUGAGUA